Molecule: messenger RNA, 639 nt
Organism: Camelina sativa (false flax)
Lineage: Eukaryota; Viridiplantae; Streptophyta; Magnoliopsida; Brassicales; Brassicaceae
Source: RefSeq, a predicted model, not a curated record
CUAAAUAUCUACUCUCUAAUCGGUUCAGGCGCGGCCGGUAGAACUUCGGAUUGGAUUGGAAGACGAUAUACCAUAGUGUUGGCAGGAGCUUUCUUCUUUUGUGGUGCUCUUCUCAUGGGUUUUGCCACAAACUAUCCUUUCAUUAUGGUGGGUCGUUUUGUAGCUGGUAUCGGUGUCGGUUAUGCUAUGAUGAUUGCACCUGUUUACACCGCUGAAGUCGCUCCUGCUUCUUCGCGUGGUUUCCUUAGAUCUUUCCCUGAGAUAUUUAUCAACAUUGGUAUACUUUUAGGAUAUGUGUCCAACUACUUCUUCUCCAAGCUACCCGAGCAUCUCGGCUGGAGGUUCAUGUUAGGCAUUGGAGCGGUUCCCGCGGUACUCCUAGCCAUAGGAGUGUUGGCAAUGCCGGAGUCCCCACGGUGGCUAGUCCUCNUCCUCCAAGGUCGCAUUGGAGAUGCUUUUAAAGUUCUUGACAAAACCUCAAACACUAAAGAAGAAGCCAUCUCUAGGCUCAAUGACAUCAAACGUGCGGCUGGAAUCCCUGAUGAUAUGACAGACGAUGUUGUAGUCUUGCCAAACAAGAAGACUGCUGGGAAAGGGGUAUGGAAGGACCUUCUUGUCCGACCAACCCCGUCCGUUCGA